ACACUCAAACUCACUCAAACUCAGUCGUAUCAAACAGAAACAGUCAAACUCAGUCCAAACACCCUCCGAUCUGAGCUCUACCUCGCCUCCUGCGCUUUUCCCGAGUCAGCGGCUGCGUUGAGCAAGUCAGGGCUCCGGAUUCGGGGGACCGUGCCAUCCAACUCGUCGUCGCCUGGAGGAGAACAAGUCAAUGAUGAUAGAGAUUAGUGACGGUGGAGAAGAGAAGGAGGUCAAUAACGGCGGCGACGAUGGUUAUUUGAUUUGAUUUAGCUGGGGAAUGAAGAGUUGAGUCGCCUUGAUUUUUGUGAGAUUAACUUGCAAUCUGGAUAUGGAUAAAGCGUCUUCCGAAUGCCCUUACCCAGGAUGCUUCUUUUGUGUGAUGAAGGAAGGGAAUCCAAGUAAGCGACGAGCAAGUAUCCUCAAGUUCUUUAGAGACCUUCCUACACAGGAUGAUAAUGGUCAGGUUCUUCCUAUCAGUGGCCUUUGGAACACCGCCAUGGCACAUCCAAAUGACCCUGAGUUCAUCGAGCUUGGUAUUUUUGAGUGUAUGGCUUCACUUAUAUGGAAGGGUCUAAAGAAUCGUCGCUGGCUUUCUCAUGACCAGAAUAUAUACAUUCCUUAUUAUGCAGCUCACAUAAUUGGUUCAUACACUAUGAACAUGGAAGAAUUUGCAGAAAGUUCUGUUCAUGCCGGGGUAAUUGCUCCCUUAGUUGAACUUUUGAGAGGAAGGCUAACGUGGGUUGAACAGAGAGUGGCUGUCCGAGCUUUAGGCCACUUGGCUACCUAUGCCAGCACUUUUCCAGCUGUAGCAAGUCAUGGUGAAAUUCUUGAGCUUUCCAUUCAACUUGGAAUGAGCUCACUUGAGAUUGUCUAUUCACAUUUCUACCAGUACGUUGACCGAAGGUUAAGCUAUCACUGUGAUCUGCUCACUCGUGGCAUGGGAGGUGUUGAAAUGGAGUCCAGAAAGGCUGAAGAAUGGGCAAGUCAGUUGCAAUGCUGGUCUCUCCAGCUCAUUAACUGCUUUGCUUUCAAACCGGAGUUUCUUCCAACCAUAUGCAAGACCGAGUUCUUAACAAAGCUACCUGGCAUGUGGGGUGGGCUUGUCAAUGAAAACUCACCAGCCGGUAUUGGUUUAUUAAGAACGAUCUGUCAUCAUAAGCUGGGUAGAGGACCUGUAGCUAGCUGUCCUGGUAUUAUCGAAGCAUUGUGUAAUAUUGCUCGAUCGUCAGAUGAUUGGCAGUAUAUGGCUAUUGACUGCCUUCUCUGGUUACUUCAAGACCCUAGUACAUGUCAUAAGGUCAUUGAUAAGGCUGUACCUGCACUUGUUGACCUUGCGGAGAUAACAACUCUGGGUGAUAACAAGAAACUCGGAGAUUCCAUUGUCAAUGUUCUUCAGGAAUGUAUCCAGUCACAAGGGACUGGACGUAACUCUUUCAGUAGCAGAACCAAAGAAAUGAUUGAAGAACUGUUGAAUUCCAGACAGAGAUUGAAAUGGGAAAAGAAUAUGCCAAAAGAGGAUCUCCAUAUUAAACAGGCAGCAGCACUUGUUGUCAAGCUUGAAGGAAAUUCCCUGUUCUCAUCAGGAAAUAUAUCUGGAGCUGCAUCAAAAUACUCAGAAGCAUUGACAUUGUGUCCAAUGAGAUCGAAAAAGGAGAGAGUUGUUCUUUACAGUAAUCGGGCUCAGUGUUUUCUUUUGUUGCAACAGCCCUUGGCUGCCAUUAGUGAUGCUACACGUGCACUUUGUCUUCACAGCCCACUAAAUCGUCAUGCCAAAAGUCUCUGGAGAAGAGCUCAGGCUUAUGACAUGCUUGGGUUUGCAAAAGAGAGUCUGUUAGAUGCCAUUCUUUUCAUAAACGAGUGCUCUCAGUCAAAUGAUCCUGAUCUCUCAUUGAGGCAAAAUAAGGUUCCUGACUAUGCCGAACGAUUGGUUAAAAAGCAGAUGCGUGCAGCUUGGUUAUUUAGAGAGGCAGCGAUCAAACAUGGGGGUGUGCAUUGUGAGGGUGAUGCUGGUGACAUAUAUGGCCGGGAGAGUGAUGAUUCUGAAUGGGAGACAGCAAGUGAGAGCGAUAUAGGAAAUGAUGGAAGGGAUGCAAUGGGCAAUGACGACGACGACGAUGAUAGUGAAUGGAAGAAUGAGGACGAGAGGAAAGACAAAUAUGAUAAAUCUUCAGUUAAAGACCUAAAGCAUGGAUACAAUGUGCAGCUUGCGGAAGAUGAACCGUGAAUUUGGGUGCAGUGAGAACCUAUCAAAACACAAGCACUCAACAACAAUGACAGAAUGAACAGAACCAUGGAUGAAGCUUUUGAAUCCAGUCAUAUACUCGUAUCAAUCCAGAUUCAACAGUAAUUUUCUUGCCUCUGUCCAAUGUGCAUACCGAGAAAGGAACUAUUCUUCGGUCAAUUGUGUGAAAGAUUCAAUUAUGUUGGUUUGUGUCAUUGCGUGUGAAUUCUUACUCUUCCUCUCUCCUUUUGAUUUAUUUUCUUUUUAUAUUAUGUAAAAUUUCAACUGUGUAGAAAGAAAUUGAGAUUAUUAAGUGUAGAGGAUACAGUUGAGUCUAGAAAGUGUGGAUUGAGCUUGAAUUUUGAGUGAUUUAAGAGGGGUGUGUAGUGCGUUGUGAAUAUAGAACUCUGCGGUUUUGUGGACUUUGAACUACUAUUUGUCAAAAUUUGAAUGGUAAAUGUAAUUUUCUUCUGCU
Messenger RNA from Fragaria vesca subsp. vesca, 2696 nucleotides. RefSeq lists its product as uncharacterized. Lineage: Eukaryota; Viridiplantae; Streptophyta; Magnoliopsida; Rosales; Rosaceae. The transcript is spliced from 4 exons. Gene Ontology annotation, molecular function: protein binding. The coding region runs from base 329 to 2224 and encodes 631 amino acids. The record is from RefSeq and is a predicted model, not a curated record.